Molecule: messenger RNA, 1520 nt
Organism: Anneissia japonica
Lineage: Eukaryota; Metazoa; Echinodermata; Crinoidea; Comatulida; Comatulidae
Product: CMP-N-acetylneuraminate-poly-alpha-2,8-sialyltransferase-like
Exons: 4
Coding region: 1-1098 (365 amino acids)
Biological process (GO): N-glycan processing; oligosaccharide metabolic process
Molecular function (GO): alpha-N-acetylneuraminate alpha-2,8-sialyltransferase activity
Source: RefSeq, a predicted model, not a curated record
AUGGCGAAGACUGUGAUGGGUGUUGAUGUUAGUGACUAUGGUAAUCGUGAUAGAAAUUAUAGUAAUCAUAUCAAAGUGAGGAUGAUGGUGGAGGUGAUUUAUGCUACAAAGGGUGUUGAUAGUAACUAUGGUCAAGGCUGCAAUUCCGUCAAGGAGGAAGAAGACAUAAUCACCCCACUACAAAAGGCAAAGGAUGCAAUUACCAUAAGUCAGAUUAGCCCAAUUUCAAUCACGCCACCCUUCUCAAGAGUAAUUACAGAUGCCAUAGCUCCCAAGCUUGAUAUGAGACAAUUUGUUAUUAUUAUUAUUUUCAGUGCAUUAUUAAAGAAGAAGGGGUUUUCUUCAAACCGAACAGUUAUAAUUUAUGAAAAACCUAUUGGUAAUGAAACUAAAAUUCAAUUUCCUCGAAAAUUUCCAAAAACCUACAAGCCGAAGAAAUUUUUAAGAUUUUAUAAUACAUGUGCUGUUUUGGGAAAUUCCGGUAUUUUGCGGGGCAGUCGAUGUGGAAAAGAGAUCGACUCGCAUGACUUCGUUAUGAGAUCAAACAUGGCGCCGACAAUUGGCUUUGAAGAUGAUGUUGGUGUCAAGACUAAUCUGACAACCCUAAACAGUAAUAAAGCAACAAUUUUAGAAAAUUGUCUCUUUCGAAGUAAAUACAAAUGUCGACAGGUUGCGCUUGACUUGAUGAAAGAAUUCAAUGGUUCUAUAAUAUGGUUUUCCAAGUACGGAGUUGUGAAAUCCAGUGCAUACGUUUCCUUUACUGACACGAUACUUAAGCAAGGAUUGAAGACUGACGUAUCGUAUCCAGCGUUUGGUAUGCCUCGACGUGUUGGACGUUUCUGGAACAUUUCAAGUGUCUCUAGUGGUCUUAUAUUGUACACUGUAGCGGGCGCUGUCUGUAGUAAAAUUUCAAUGUAUGGUUUUUUCCCAUUUCAAGAAACAGCAAGUGGAAGGCCGGUACCUCACCAUUAUUAUGAGAACGUUACAUUUAAUUAUACAAAAAGACAUCAUAUGCCUGAUGAAUACAAACUGUUUUUGAAGUUAAAUCGGACUGGGUAUAUCAGAUUCGUAACGGACAAAUGUUGGCAAAAUGAUUGAACUAUAUUGAAUUAGAACCUGCUCGAUUUAAAACAUAGUUUAAUUUAUUUCUUUCGUUUUAUAAGAUGUGACUUAAUUUUUUUUUUAAAUAUAUUUAUAGACUAUAAAUGGAUACAGCAAUUGAUUGUUAUAAAGAUUAAUUAAUAGAGUGCAUUUUUAAUAUUUGAUUAAUUGAUUUAUUUAAUGAUCGAUUGAACGCUAAAUAUGUCUAUUGUUUGAUUGAUGGAUGGAUUGAUUCAUUAGUAAGUGUAUGGUUUAAUACAAUGAUUGAUAAAAUAUUGAUAGAUUGACCGAUAUAAUUAGAUGGGUUCAUUGAUGUGUUGAUGGACAUUUUUAUUGAUAGAUAGAAUUGUUUGAUUGACAACAUCUCAUACUUGUUCACAAGUAUAUAUCCCUUCCUAUUUCGCACUAUAUAGUGUCAU